UUGUACGUGAAAGGUGGAAUGAUUGCAGAAAGCGGACGUUGCACAAAACAUGUUUUCUUAAAUCUAAAUCUGAUAUUAAGUUUUUCGGGAUUAAAAAACUAUCGGUUUGGUGAAGAAGUGAAUUAAUUGUUAUUUGAAGUGGAGUAAACCGAUUGAAUUGCAAUUUUUCGUAUUUACUGUGAAGUUUCACUUCGCUGUGAUUUAAAAAAUAGUUAAAAAAAUUUUGUAAUUUUAACAUUGAACGACAAGUAAACAAAAUGUUUACGGAAGGUAUUUUCCCAAUUGGUGAUGGCCUCUUGGACAUCAAUGAGGAUCGGCUAAAAGAGCUGCUGGUUGCGGACGAUAUUAAUGAAAUAUACGAAUUGGAACAAACACCAUUUGCCAGAGGCAAAUUCGCUGCUGUGCGUCGCGCUAUACAUAAAAAUUCCGGUACACAUUUUGCUGCCAAAUUUCUGAAACGACGCCGACGCGCUCAAUCCUCAGAUAAGGAGAUCAAACACGAGAUCGCUGUGCUAAUGCUAUGCGAUGGCGCCGACAAUAUUGUCAAAUUGAAUGCCGUGCACGAGUCACGCUCCGACACAGCGUUGCUGCUGGAACUGGCAACCGGUGGUGAGCUACAGACAUUUCUAGACAAUGAGGAAUGCCUCAGUGAGGCACAUGCGCGCUAUUGCAUGCGCGAGGUACUUAAGGCAUUGCAAUAUCUGCACAAACGUUCCAUAGCACAUCUGGACUUGAAGCCGCAGAAUAUAUUGCUCACUGGUGAGCGCAUUGAAGACGGUUUGAAGCUGUGCGAUUUUGGCAUCUCACGCGUGGUUGCCGAGGGCACCAAUGUGCGUGAGAUUGUCGGCACACCGGAUUAUGUUGCACCCGAGGUGCUGCAAUACGAACCGCUCUCAUUAUUGACGGACAUUUGGUCGGUGGGCGUGCUGGCCUAUGUGCUACUGUCCGGUUUUUCGCCUUUCGGCGGCGAAACCAAACAGGAAACGUUCCUCAACAUUUCGCAGUGUGCGCUGACAUUUCCGGACAAGCUGUUUGGCGGAGUGUCCGCUGCGGCCAUUGAUUUUAUACGUCGCGCAUUGCGAAUAAAGCCAAAUGAUCGCAUGACCGCUGCAGGAUGUCUCGAGCACAUUUGGUUAAAAGACGAAUGCUCCAUCGAUAGACAAAUCCUCACCGAUAUCACCAAAUCAACGACAGUCGACUCAGCCGCAGCUGCAGACGAUGAGGAUGAUGAUGAUGAAGAAGAUGUAGAUGUAGAUGAAGAUGAAGACGACGACGAGGUGGAAGAAGAGGACGAUGAGGUAGAAGCGAAUGAAGCUGAAUUGGAAAACGAAAUGUCACAUGAUGACGGCGAUGAGGACGAGCUCAAUAUUAGUAUUGACACAGAACAACAAUUGAAUGGUACAAAUGGCAGCAAAAUGGAAUCAUCGGAUGCCGAAGAAUUGGCGGAGGAGAGCGCAACCAACAAACAGCCGGUUAUCACCAACGGCAAGACAGCGUACAAUAAGAGCAACAGCAACGGUUACAGCAACUAUAAUGGACGCAGCGCCAGCAACAGUAGUUACAGCAACAAUACUGCACGUCAUAACGGCGCACACACUACGUAUACGAAUGGCGCUGGCAGCGCUGCGCGUUACACGAACGGCGUUAAAGCGAGCGCAACAACAACAACAACAGCGACAACACAGCGCACAACCGCCGUGGUGACGGUGCCGGCUGUGCGUGCCACCACCAUACCGCUACAAUACAACGGUGGCUAUCGCCAGCAACAACAACAACAGCAGCAACUGCAAAGGCAACAACAAUUGCAGGUGCUUGCGCGCCGCCAUUCAUCCUCAGACUCCAACAAGGAGAACACCUAUCUGGCAACAAAGAAAAUAGCGCCAUCAACGGCCAACGUUGGCAGCGUUGUGAAGAAGCCACUGACGGCUACAGCGACCACGACCAUUGUGAUUGCUGGCAGCGAAAUGGGUGAUACGACGACGGCAACGGGUGUUGCCACUGCUAAUGUGGUUGCCACAUUUACGCUACCCAGCGGCUACAAUCACAAUCACAGUAAUCACAGCAACAACAGCAGCAUGCAUACUAACAGUAGCAAUCACAGCAACAACAAUGCGAAUCACGAAAAGUAUAUAACAACAACAACGCACUGCCUCUUCCCCGACGCACCCACAACACCGAAAGUUAUACGCAAAACCCCAAACACCGAAGCCUCACCGACCUCGGUCAAGGCAUUGGUGAAGAAGUUUCAAUUAGAAGGCGGCAACACCAGCCCCACAGCCUUUGAAAAGCACGCCACAACACAUUUGAAAGAGGCACAAGCAACAAAUCAGCAAACAUUACAUGCAACAACAACAACAACAACACAAAUGAACGGCGUUAGCGCUGGCAGCAACAGCAACAGCAGCAGCAAGAAGUCGCCAAUCACUAACGGUAUUGCCAAGAAAUUCGAUACAACACGCAAGUAUGGCGGCGAACAACACAAUGGCACAGCUGGCAGUGGCAGCCUCAGCAACGGGCGACGCGCCUCCGAGCCAGCGACGGUCACACAAGUCACGACGCAUAUAGCACACAAUCGCAGCGGCAGCGGUGGCAUCGGCAUUGGCAGCGCCGCCGCUACCAGCUAUAAAACGACUUGCGUACUCUGCAUCGGUGGUGGCGGCAGCAAGGCGGCGUCGUCGUCGAAUGGCACCAGCAGCAAUGGUUGCAGGCACUCAACGGACGCCGCCGGCAGGUACAACAAAACGUCAAGCAUUAGCAACAAUAAUGGCACAGCGGCCACCAAGUGUUGUAGCAGCAAAAUGGCCAACAGCAAUGCUAAUGCCACCAACACUGCCACCGUGACCGCCACCGCCAUUGUGAAUGGCAGCAGCAAUGGCAGCACUGCAGCCACCACCACAACGGCACUACUGCUGGGCAGCAGUCAUCAUCAGCAACAGCAACAGCAGCAGCUCCACCAGCAUCACAUGAACGGCGUGCACCAUCAUGCACAUCACCAUCAUCACCAUCACCACCAUCACAUGCAUGUGGCGACGAAGGCGGCCACCGCCAACAAUUUAAGCUUAGAUCAGGGUAUUAUUUGUUAGCUAAAGGCCAAUCGGGCGCGUAGAAAUGCCAGAAAUUUCUUUAAUCGAUUUCUUUGCUGCAUGUAGUAUUGCGUUGAUGCUUUGUAAGCGGUCUGUGGCCCCUAAUCAGCAAUCAGCUGUUUGCCUCUGAAAACCGCUUACAAGCAGGCAACAUGCAGUUGCGGUCGGUGUGGGUGUUGCAAGCGGCGUGUGGCGGUGCGCAAUGUCUGUUUUUGCUCUUUGUUACUCUUAAUAUUAAAGCUGCUGGUUAAAGUGAAUCUUAAAAGUGAUCAAAAUAUGUAUACAUAUAUAUAUAUAUCAAGUAACUUUUAUAUGUAUACAUAUGUCUUAUGAAUUGUUGUGAAUUAUGCGCACACACACACAUACACACACCGCUGCUGCUUAUGCCUUUUGCCUCAUUGCGCAAUACGCGCAUGCGCAUAACUGUUCAAUUUAGUUUAGUGUUACAACUUUACAGCUAAUUAAUUUUUAAACUAAAUAAAAGCGCUAGCUGCGUAGUAAGGCGCGCUAGUAGCCGAAAAUUGCUAAGUUUAUAUUGAAUUAGUUCAAUGGUGGUUGGCAUGCUAGCAUUGCACAAGACUUUCUCUGUAUGUUGCCGUAUAAUUAUGUCAAAACAAAUUUAAUAUUAGGUAAAAUGAAAUUAAAGCUUAAAUGUUGUAAAAUUAUUCUAUUUUUUUUUUUAAAUUUUUUAUACGCUUUUUUUUAGUAUUUUUAGAAAUUUUCUAGUUAUAUUAGGCCAGUGCAGAAGCCUUUGAAAAUGCCUUUGAGCGUUUAAAAAGCGAAAAAAAAUCAAUUGUAGUUUGAAUUCCAUUGUAAAAGUCAGAUAAAAUAACAAAAAUGAAAACAAAAAAAAAAAAAAUUAUGGACAAUAUGGGCUCAUAAGGUUAAGGUCCCGGAUGGUUUUUUAAGUUUCAAAAACGGAUUUCCUCCAUUUUUCAGCAAAACUACGUAUGCUAUAGAAAAAAGUUGUAUGUAAUGGAAAGAUCUACAGCUUUUGCAUGUUAAACUUUUCUCCAUAACCUCAAAUUUUAUGUAAAACAUACAAAUAAUGAAAUCGAGUCACCUUAAAAUAUAAUAUAAGAGUCUUAAAGAAAAAUUAUUAUAUGGCAAAGUUGUAGCUAAAGCAAAGAUUUACAACUUUUGUAUGCAAACUUUUUUCGCAUAACCUCAAAAUUUAAUUUUUAAGUUUCAAAAAUGGAUUUGCUCCAUUUUUCGGCAAAACUAGGAAUGCUAUAGUAAAAAGUUGUAUGGCAAAGUUGUACGUAAUCAAAAUAUCUACAACCUUUGAAUGUAAACCUUUUUCGCAUAACCUCAAAAUUUUUGUGAAAAUUGCAAAUAGCGAAAUCUGUUCACUUUAAAAUAUAACUACGAGCCUUAGGGAAAGGUUUUUAUAUGGCAAAGUUGUAGCUUUUGUACGUACAACUUUUUCUCAUAACCUCAAAAUUUUUUCGAAAAAGUUCAAUUAACGAAAUCUGGUCACCAUAAUAAUGUAUUUAACUACGAGUUUUAGAGUAAAACUAUUAUAUGGCAAAGUUGUAGCUAAAGCAAAGAUCUACAACUUUUGUAUGUACAAUUUUUCUCCAUAACCUCAAAAUUUACAUAUGUGAAAAUUGCAAAUAAUAAAAUUUAGCCAUCUUAAAAUGUAGAAAUCAUAAGUGAGGAUAAUGUGUGCACUUUUCAUAAUAGAGUGUGCGCUGUUUUCAUUAAGUGAAGAAACAAAAUUAAAUUAAAAUAAUAUUUAAAAAAAAUUUUUUCUGGCAAAAAAAGUUUCUUUACAAAAUUUGGUGACCCAAACAAUCUGUAAAUUUUUGUAUUUGAAAUAUAUAUUUUUUUCAACUUUUUUUUGGACUUAAUAACAGAAAAGUCGCCAAUUUUAAAUCGAAAAUUGUGUUGUUGUUGUAGCGUGCCGACGGUACUUGACCGAAUAAAAACUCCGCGACCGUUCCGGUUACGUAGACCUCACUGUCGUUGUAACGGAAAUUCGAAAAUUUUCACUACAUUUGCUCUGCCCGUCGUGAGAUCGCCUGUAAUAAUUAUUUUAUUUGCUUUGAUUUUUGUUAUUUUAUCUGACUUUUCCAAUGGCUUUCAUGCUAUCAUGUUUUUUUCUUGUCUAUUUGCAUUUUUUUUUUUUAAAUCCGUACUACUUAAUUCCGAAAAUUUAAUUUGCUCCCAAAGUCGGCAAACCUUCGUCGCUGAAAAAACUUAAUUCAAACCUCCUCACACAACAUCCAGCUAAUUCGCUUAAAUAAUUUAUUUAGUUUAUUUACUCGCUUAUAUUUACAGUUUUUACAAUUACAAGUAUUUAGCGCUAAGUUGGUUUAUUUUUGUGAAACCUUUUAUUUUUUAUAUGAAACCAUAUUGAAAUGCCUACAUUUAAUUUGCUAGAAUAAAAAAUUAUGCGUUGCCCCGAAAUGAAGAAAUCUAGAAAUCGAAAGGGAAAUUGAGGGUAUAUACAUACAUAUGUAACAUUUAGUAAUGCCUCAACUUACUAGUUUUUUAUAUAAAUAAAUAAAAUUUAGUUGAAAUGGCAUCAUAGACUAAACCAUUUCGCGCUGUCGCUGCCGCCGCCGCCGCUGCUGCUGCUGAUCUUAAAUAAGUCUUAGUGAAUUAGUUAAUAUAAAAGUGUAUAGUUAUAUUGGCUGUUAGGGCUUCAAAUUGUUGGUGUCGCCGCCGUUGGCUGUCGUAUGUUUUCUACACUGCAAAAAAUUGCGUUCUACUCGUUUAACUCUAUUAUGUAUCUUUUUAUUUUUUGCAUUAUUCGUUUGCUUUGUACCAUUUAAGUUUCUCACUUGCUUACGUUUCUUUUUUAUAUAUUUAAAUAUUUAAUGCUAUAUCUUUAAUAUAUAUAAUUUUUCUUUCUGUGUAGUUAAAGGAAAUCGUUAAAUUUGCAACUAAGAAAAUUUAAUAUGAAUUGCUAUACAUACAUACAAACAUACACGCAUACAUACAUGCAUACAUAUUAUAUGCCUACCUUUAUUUUUAGUUGAACCAAGCGGCAUUCUUUAAAUAAAUAAAUAAAUAUUUACGUACGUGAAACGCAUAAUCAUCGUUAUGCCGUUCGUAGACAAACUAGUUACUAAUUAAUUGCGUUAUGAUAAUUGAUAAUAUAACUGAAAUUUAAUUUAAAUGAAUAAUAAUGAUAAUAAUGCUGUGUGGUUACUUUUUGUCAAACACAAAACUUAAACGAAUAAAAUAAAUCCAUUAUAUUUGGUAAUACAUUAUAUAAA
Messenger RNA from Bactrocera neohumeralis, 6310 nucleotides. It is a transcript of the gene Drak, whose product is annotated as death-associated protein kinase related. Bases 258 to 3083 code for a protein of 941 amino acids. The transcript has 6 exons. Lineage: Eukaryota; Metazoa; Arthropoda; Insecta; Diptera; Tephritidae. Gene Ontology annotation, molecular function: protein serine/threonine kinase activity; ATP binding. Gene Ontology annotation, cellular component: nucleus. Gene Ontology annotation, biological process: positive regulation of apoptotic process; protein phosphorylation; intracellular signal transduction. The record is from RefSeq and is a predicted model, not a curated record.